Messenger RNA from Carassius gibelio (silver crucian carp), 5441 nucleotides. Its product is annotated as GON-4-like protein. Gene Ontology annotation, molecular function: transcription coregulator activity. Bases 292 to 5184 code for a protein of 1630 amino acids. NCBI's taxonomy places the organism in Eukaryota, Metazoa, Chordata, Actinopteri, Cypriniformes, Cyprinidae. The transcript has 29 exons. The record is from RefSeq and is a predicted model, not a curated record. Gene Ontology annotation, cellular component: nucleus. Gene Ontology annotation, biological process: regulation of DNA-templated transcription.
AACCUACAAGUUUGCAAAUACCAUACAAUAUGGCAAAUACCCGCUAUGGGACUUUUAUUUUCACACUCACUAUACUAAUUCCGGUCUGUAAACCGGAAGUGACGCGCUUUUGUUGUGCUCCUCGUCAUCGCGUCGCAGAUGUAGACUGUGUUGGCGGGUGUGUAUGAACUUUAAAGUAUUAGAAUAGUUCAUCAUGUUCGCAAAGAAACCUUUCUGCGUUAUUAAAUAGGACAAGUGGGAUAUUCUGUUGAUAUGGCAGUUAUAAUGAAGGACUGAACAUGGCAAUGUGAGAUGGAUCAGUCCCGGAAACGGAGAUCAAAUAACAGGAACCCCGGGCUUUCUGAGUGUAAAGUGUCGAGAUCUAGAGAGCCAGGGGAAGAUACAGACUCUACAGCAUCACACAAACACUUCAGUGCCAUCAGAUCCUCCAGCCCUCAGCCUGAAAGCUCCUGUCGAGAACAGCAUGCUGCAUGUCUCCAGAAGCCUGAAGAUGACGCUGAGAAGACCUUGAUCAUCACAUGCAAUGAGGAACAGAGUGGAAGCCGGACGCCGGGCAGAAGGAAGGGUUUGAGAAGGAAGAGAGACGCGGUCAGUGAAGAAGAAGCUAAGCAGAAGGAAACUGAAGAUGAAAUCCAGCCAGAGUUGGAGAUUGACCGAGAGCUGGACAGAGAACUGGAAACUAAAUCUCGACAACAUAACCUGACCUCUGCGAACGUUCGUAGCAUCAUUCACGAAGUGAUUACCAAUGAGCAUGUUGUGGCUAUGAUGAAAGCUGCAAUCAGUGAAACUGAACCCAUUCUUGUGUUCGAACCCAAGAUGACCCGCUCUAAGCUGAAGGAGGUUGUAGAGAAAGGAUUUGUCAUUCCCUCUUGGAACAUUUCACCCAUUAAGACACCCACAGAGGUGAAGAGGGGUCAACAGUUUGUGGAUAUUCCUUUAGAAGAGGAAGACUCCUCUGACGAAGAGUAUCGGCCUGAUGAGGAAGAGGAGGAUGAGACAGCUGAGGAGACUCUUCUGGAAAGUGACUUUGAGAACUCCUCAUCUUCUCCACGGGGCAGUCGAGUGAACCUCCACGGAUUAAACUCUGAACGUGAGGAGGACGCAGCCAGCAGCUCCAGACUGAGCUUUUGCAGAUCCAGGCACCUGACAGUGGCUGUCACCCCAAUGGGACCCCCACCAGCUCCAGCGGCCCCCUCCAGGGCCCCACCAGAGUGCAGCUUCUUAGAGAAACUCCAUGCGGUGGAAGAGGAGCUGGCCAUCGGCCCGGAGUCAUAUCAGAGUCUCAGUAGUGCUAAUGGAGAGGAGAGUCUGAUUUCAUUUCGCACACGAUCCAAGCGCCCACUGAGAGACGUCCCUCUGGGGCGCCUGGAGGCGGAGCUACAUGCUCCUGACAUCACUCCAGACAUGUAUGAGUUAGGCUCCGCCCCUGAGGACAGAGAAUGGUCGCAGUGGCUGCAGGGCCUCAUGACUUCAGAUAUGGAGAAUGAAGAGGAGGGUGAUGAUGAAGAUGACCCGGAGUACAAUUUUCUGGCUGAAAUUGAUGAGCCUGAUGUGGAGGACUAUAGGAACGACAAGGCAGUGCGCAUCACCAAAAAGGAAGUCAGUGACUUGAUGGAGGAACUAUUUGACACACUUCAGGAUGAAUUAGGGAGUCAGGAAGCAGAAGGACAUGAGGAAGAAGAGGAAAAAGAGGAAGAGGAGAGUCCCCUGCAGGAGCCGGCUGGCAUUAUGGAGAAUAUUCAGUACCAGGAUCCAUUAGCAGAUGUCUUGGAGCAGCGAUACCGUACGGUGCGGGAGCAGCUGGCGGCUGUGAGGAAACGGAAGGCUCUUCUGGAGAGUAAAGGAGUGUCUGUAGCUCCCCCCUGUCCUCAACACCCCUCCAGUCCCAUAACAUCCUUGAUCCUGAGCACGGCUCAGAAACUACAGCUCCAGCAGCAGAUCCAGCAGCACGUGCAGCUCCUCACGCAGAUGAACAUGUUGUGCAGUUCAGUUAAAGGUCUGGAGACAGAGGCUUCAACAAGCAGACAGUUCUUGUUGGAGCUGCAGAUGUUUGCCCAGCGUGGAGAAAAAUCCUGCGAUCCAGUAGAGCAUGGCUUCACCAGCAUCUUCAAAGCCUGCAACCUUCAGGGUGCCAUUUCUCUUCUGGAGGAGCUAGAUCAGUCACCCAAAGCGGACCCUGCAAUUUCAAGUCCACGUUUCCCUGGAUGUCAGUUUCCUGCUCCUUUGGCCUGGCUCAUGGCGACGCGACCGGUGUUUCUCUACCCAGAGCUACUUCCUACAGUCCAGCUGCGUCCUUCUAGAUUCAAAGGACAGUUUACUCCAGCAGAAGAUUGUCUUGUUGUUCUAGGUCAUAAGCACUUAAGAAGUACCUUACACCCGCUGCAGAUGACUUGUCGCUAUCUGCUUGCUGCUAGGAGCUUUAUAAGUUUAAAAUCACACAUCCGUGAUGCAUGUCAUAAGCCCUUUCCCAAUGUCAUCAAGACCUACUUUGUGACGGGAAAAUGCCCUCCAAUGCCCUUGGCCUGUAAGAGGGUCGGUCCUUUGGACCAGCGCCCCCCGGUGGAGAGAGAAAAGAGCCUCAUGCCUGAUUGGCUUUCGAAAAACCUGAAGCGCAUUUAUGAGCUUGUAAUAAUGUUUAACCGAGGAUCUGGAAGCCUCCAGACUAGCAGCUCGACAGAAGAAGCCAGCGAGUCUGCAGGUCUAGGAGCACACUACAGCUUCUCUCCAGGCAUGCGUUACCCUCCCAGCCUUCCUGAGGACCUUGCUCAGACCCUUGAAUCUUCAUCUAUGAGCUCCUGCAAAAACAAAAAAGACAAGACUGUUAAAUCCACCAAGCCUUUAAAACCUCCCCCGUCAGCCGAGGAAAUAGAAGUGGUUCUCAGCCAGCUACCAACCCUUUUACCAAAAACUAGCACUGUUCCAACUCCGUCACAUUCAGAAACUUUUCAUCUCGUACCAGUUCGGAGGCCAGAACCGAAUUCAUGCAUGUUUGGGAACGGAGCUACGAAUGGUCCUCUAAAGAGAGCGAUCAUAGUAUGUAACGUUUCAAACGUGCCUCCGAUGGGACGAAACCCAGGUGGAGAUGUUGUCACUUUAGCGCCUGCUCCAGUUGCACCUGAACUGAGCUCUUCAAGGACUGUUCCUGUGAAAAAUGCUGUGGAAACACCAAUGGGUGUUUCUGGUUCUCCACCGAGAGCUCAAGUUUGUGCAUCCCAGGGGGACGUGAUCAUCACGUUACCUGCUGCUUUGGCACCAGAGCUGAAUCCCUGUUCUUCAGGGCAUAUAACUGUGAAUCAAACUGCACAAAUAGUCACCUCUAAUGCUCUAAUUACUCUUCAACCACCUACGGUUCCCGACAGCUUAAAUUGUCCCACCACCAUCAUAAAACCAUCCACAGCCAACGCCGCAUCAGCUAAAGAGAGUCAGCGCUGUGGCACUCUGCUUAAAGUAUCAAGGGAUUCUGCUGGUCCAGCUCAAAUACAUCAAACACCUCUAAAUCGCUUUCUUCUCCUUCCUCCAGGAUAUGUGUUUGCAAGCAGCAGCCUUGGCCGUCAGAUAGCUGGACAAGAUCAAACCUUGAAAGGUUCAUCAGCUCUGAAGAGCACAGAGAUGAAACUCAAGAAGCCACAGAGAACUCCAGACAUUCUCCACAGCACUGAUGGGCCACAAGGAGGUCCAGCACAGAUGACAUCCGUUCAUGAGGCUGCUUUUGAGUGCUUAGAUGAAACCGCUGCAGCAGAGGAAGAGCUGAAUAGUGAUGAUGGAGGAUCGAUUGAGAAUGAGGUGGAAGAGUGGGGUGAGAAGGACCCCAGAGAGCUGUUUCUCACACUUUCUGAAUCCUCCGGGAGCCCGACGCCCAGCAUUGAGGGGGAAGACACUGACAUGGAGAUGGAUUUGGGCAGGAGAGAGAAACUAGAGGAGCAGAAAUCAAAAGAAAGGCAAGGCAGCAAUAGGCUGAAAGGGGAGGAGAAGGAAACGGCUGGAGAUGUUUCAGACGUCCUGUCUGUGCCAGAACUACAGAAAACCAUUGAGAAAUUCUCACAUCUGACCACAAAGAUGAGAUGUGAAAGAGAAGGAAGUUCAGAUGAUGGAGAGUCAGACUAUCAAGCUGCAGGAUCUGUGGAGAUUCCUUUGGUCCUUUCUGAUGACGAUCCUUACAGAGACGCUAAAGAUAUCGCCUUUGCCCAGGCUUACCUGGAGAAGGUCUAUGAGGUGCUGCAGACGAUGCCUGGGAAAGUGCAUGAGUUCUUGAGCGUUCUCUCCGAGUUUGAGAAAGACCCAGAAAGUCGCACCUCACUGGAGCUGCUGAAGAGACUCAAGCCUGUGCUGAGCGACUGGCCUGAGCUGCUUCGAGAUUUUGCUGCCUUCCUGCAUCCGGAUCAAGCCAGAGAGUGUGGCCUGCUGGCGGAGCAGCAGGCGUUCGAGCGCAGCAGACGGUUUCUACGCCAGCUGGAGUGUACUUUUGGAGAGCAGUCGGAUCUCUACAGAAAAGUGGUGCACAUUCUACAAGGAGGUCUUUCACAGGAUCUUUCUGACUUCAGAGAGACAAAAGCUCAAAUUACAUUGCUGUUCCGUGAACACACCGAUCUGCUGGAGGAAUUCUGGGAAUUUUUUAAGCAGCUAUACCCACAAGUGCAAGAUGAGGAUUGUGCAGACAAUGUGGAAACCAGUGAGGGCUUGGAAGAAAGCCAUGCAUGUCAACCAAUCAGAACGGUCUUACCAGAUCAAACAGUGGAGCCUGUCAAAACAGCCAAUAAACACGAAAGAAAAAGAGACGAACAGAUGGCAGAAACAAAAAAGAAGGCGGCAGACAAAAACAGUGUGGCAGCAGAGUCAAAACAGGAGGCAGCUGAAUCGUCUUCAGUGGACAGACAGCUGUCUUCAUUUAAUGCCACAGGAAGCUCAGUCUGUGCCAAGAAUAUCUCUCGCACACCAAAUGGGAAAAAAGUAGUCCUCUGGACCAGGGAGGCAGACCGUGUAAUACUGACCACCUGUCAGCAGAGAGGAGCCAAGCCGGACACGUUUCAUGCCAUUGCAGCCCAGCUUGGCAACAAAACAGCCAACGAGGUUUUGGAGCGCUUUCAAGACCUCAUUAAGCUGUUCCACAAAUCCAGCAUUUCACAUCCCACAAGCCCAUCGGACCCAGAGAUCCAGUCCAGCGCGAUAGAAGAUGAACCAGACUGACUUUAAAAAUCUGUUGAACAAUAAGACUAGAAUGAUGUGUGCAGGCCGGACCUGCCGCCUGACUUCAAUUCACUUCAAAUCCAUUUUCCUGAGGAACUUGAACAAAAGAAACACCAUUUAAGAAAUUUGGGUAAAAAUAUAUAUUUAUGAUACUUGAGUUUAAAGGCAUACACAGUCUUCAGACAGUAUUAAAACGUGUAAUUAUUGGUUUUUCUACAGGAUGUGAUUUAAAAAAAAAAAAAUUCUGCUUAAAUCAA